AUGCCCAAAGUUGUAGAUCUUACCGUUACUCCAGAUGGCGAGUAUCUUAUUAGCAUAUUCUUGGAUAAAGAAAUUCGGAUUUUACAUUUGGGAACCAAUGCGGAACGAGUCAUUUCAGAGAAGCACCCUAUCACAUCCAUUUCAGUUUCUGGAGAUGGUAAGUUCUUCAUUGUCAAUCUAAACAGCCAGGAGAUCCAUAUGUGGGACGUAGCCGGUACAUGGAAGAAGCCAAUGAAGUAUACGGGUCACAAGCAGUGCAAAUAUGUGAUUAGAUCGUGUUUUGGUGGAUUGAAUAGCACAUUUAUUGCAAGUGGUAGUGAAAAUUCAGAGGUAUACAUUUGGAAUACUCGGAGUUCAAAGCCGAUAGAGGUUUUAUCUGGGCACACCCUGACUGUAAAUUGUGUGAGCUGGAAUCCUAAAAGGCCACAAAUGUUAGCAUCUGCAAGUGAUGACCAUACAAUUCGUAUAUGGGGACCAAGCUUAUAA
Molecule: messenger RNA, 486 nt
Organism: Vicia faba (fava bean)
Lineage: Eukaryota; Viridiplantae; Streptophyta; Magnoliopsida; Fabales; Fabaceae
Source: the annotation of a GenBank genome assembly